This is a messenger RNA of Chanos chanos (milkfish), 15482 nucleotides long. It is a transcript of the gene mycbp2, whose product is annotated as MYC binding protein 2. Lineage: Eukaryota; Metazoa; Chordata; Actinopteri; Gonorynchiformes; Chanidae. Bases 296 to 14269 code for a protein of 4657 amino acids. The transcript is spliced from 83 exons. The record is from RefSeq and is a predicted model, not a curated record. Gene Ontology annotation, molecular function: ubiquitin protein ligase activity. Gene Ontology annotation, cellular component: nucleus; plasma membrane. Gene Ontology annotation, biological process: axon guidance; regulation of synaptic assembly at neuromuscular junction.
AAUUCAGCGAACGUUAUUAUAAUGGAAAAUUCAGUGUGACUCGAAAUGGCGUUCUCUUGGAGACAAAGAUUGCAUUACUGUCCUGAAUAGGAAGGAUAUUUCGCAGUUGCGCCAGUGUGGCUAACAUUACGUUACAUUGUACGCCGUUUCUGUUUCAGAUACUGGAUGUGAUCAUUGCAGAGGGUUUUGCAUUUUCGAACAUAUGGGGUGUGUCAUAUUAACGACGACUAAAAGAAACUGUUAGCUUGCCAGAGAAGGAUAUUUUGACAUAAUAUAUGCAUUGUUCCCCAAAACGAUGAUGUGUGCUGCUGCGGCAGCGGGAGCCGGUGGUGGGAUUCUGUCCUCCUCAUCCCCUUCAUUGGGGUUGGGUGUCAGGGUCAUCUCAGGAUUUGGGACUGAUUUUUCCUCGAUAGGACCGGGUAUGGGUUCAUGUCCCACUCCAGGGGCUCAGUCGGAUUGUCGGAGCCGGUACCAGCUUCUUCUCUCAGGGCGAGCUUUGGCGGAAAGGUACAGACGGAUAUACACGACUGCUAUCAACGACAAAGAACAAGGAAUAAACCAGGGAAGGGGAAAGAAAGCUUUGAAUAAGAAGAAGCUGAAAAGACGACAAAAAAUAAAAUCAAAAGUCAAAACAAGAACAAAGGCAGAGACUUUAGAUGGGGCCUUCCCCAUCCCUGACAUCAAGCUCCAUGGCAACCCUUCUGCUUUUAAUGUUUACUGCAAUGUUCGGCACUGCGUGCUGGACUGGCAACAGAAGGAGGCCUCCCUGGCCCUGGCCUCCCGCAACUCCGUGCAGAGCGGAGACUCCGACAGUGAGGAAGAGGAGGAGUACAGGGAGCCGGCGAUCAAGCUGCCCAAGAUCAUCGGCAUCGGUCUGUGCGGGGUGUUUGAGCUCAUAAAAGAGACGCGCUUCUCUCAUCCCUCACUGUGCUUACGGAGUCUGCAGGCUCUGCUGGACAUGCUACAGGGACAACAGCCCGAGAGCUUCCAGACUGAACCUCCGGACGUGCUGGAGUCCCUGUUCCAGCUGCUAUUGGAGACAACGGUGCGAAGCACGGGGGUGAAUGACCCCAGUGGACAGGCUCUGACAGCGCUGUCCUGUGCCUGCCUCUUCAGCCUGGUGGUGGCCUGGGGAGACACGGGCAAAACCCUGCAGGCCGUCUCAGCCAUCCUCACCAACAAUGGAAGCCACGCCUGCCAGACCAUCCAGGUACCGACCAUCCUGAACGCACUGCAGAGGAGCGUGCAGGCGGUUCUGGUGGGGAAGAUCCAGAUCCAGGACUGGUUCGGGAACGGUAUCAAACGGGCAGCGCUGAUGAAUAAGUGGGUGCUGAGAGAGGUCAGCAUGGAUGAGGAUGAACGCUGCCUGCUACAGAGCGACGGCUCUUUCCUCUACCUGCUCUGUAAGGACGGCCUGUACAAAGUGGGCUCGGGAUACAGCGGCACAGUGAGGGGCCAUGUGUAUAACUCCACGUCCCGCAUCAGGAAUCGCAAAGAAAAGAGGUCAUGGCUGGGAUUCGCUCAGGGCUCUCUGCUGUAUCGAGACAUGAAUAGUCACAGCAAGGCAGCCAUCAAAAUCAACCCAGAGACACUGGAGCAGGAGGGAACCAUCACCAUGCCCGGUCUACAGGCAGAUGGACAGAACAUCAUUUUCACUGACGGGGAAUACAUUAACCAGAUAGCUGCCUGCAAAGAUGAUGGCUUUGUGGUACGGAUUUACGCCACUAGCACAGACCCCAGCCUGCAGCAGGAGCUGCAGCUUAAACUUGCCAGGAAGUGUCUCCAUGCCUGUGGUAUCUCCCUAUUUGACCUUGAAAAAGAUCUGCAUAUCAUCAGUACUGGGUUUGAUGAGGAAGCGGCAUUGCUCGGAGCUGGCAGGGAGUUUGCUUUGAUGAAAACAGCCUCGGGGAAGAUCUAUUACACAGGAAAAUAUCAGAGCCUUGGUAUCAAACAGGGCGGUCCGUCGGCCGGGAAGUGGGUGGAACUUCCCAUCACAAAGUCUCCCAAGAUCGUGCAGUUCUCAGUGGGCCAUGACGGCUCCCAUGCCCUGCUUGUGGCAGAGGACGGCAGUGUCUUCUUCACAGGCUCUGCCAGCAAGGGCGAGGACGGGGAAUCCACAAAGAGUCGAAGACAACCAAAGCCCUACAAACCCAAAAAGAUGAUCAAACUGGAGACAAAGACGGCCGUCUACACGGCCUGUAACAAUGGCAGCAGCAGCAUAGUGACUAAAGAUGGAGAACUCUACAUGUUUGGCAAGGAUGCCAUUUACAGUGACAGCACCUGUCAGGUAUCAGAUCUGAAGGGGCACUUUGUAACUCAGGUAGCCAUGGGGAAGGCACACACUUGUGUCUUAACGAAGAGCGGUGAAGUGUGGACGUUUGGGGUGAACAACAAGGGCCAGUGUGGUAGAGACACAGGAUCCAUGAGCCAGGCAGGGAAAGCCUUUGGAGUGGAGAACAUGGCCACAGCCAUGGAUGAGGACUUGGAGGACGAAUUGGACGAAAAGGAAGAGAAGUCUAUGAUGUGCCAACCGGGCAUGCACAAAUGGAAACUGGACCAGUGCAUGGUGUGUACAGUGUGUGGGGACUGCACUGGUUACGGAGCCAGCUGCGUGAGCAGCGGACGACCUGAUAGAGUGCCCGGAGGAAUCUGUGGCUGUGGUUCGGGGGAGUCAGGCUGCUCAGCCUGCGGCUGCUGUAAGGCGUGUGCCCGGGAGCUGGACGGUCAGGAGGCCAGACAAAGGGGCAUAUUCGAUGCUGUGAAGGAGAUGAUACCACUAGACCUGCUCUUAGCUGUGCCUGUCCCUCCCCCUCCAGGCGUUAACAUAGAGGAGCACAUCCAGAUUCGACAGGAGGAGAAGAGACAGCGCAUCAACCGUCGCCACAGGCUGGAGGAGGGACGAGGCCCCAUUGUUUUCCCUGGUCCCCUUUUUAUGAACCAGCGUGAGCAGGCCCUAGCCAGACUAAGACCCCUUCAGGCAAUAAAGCUAAUGCGGGACAAACUCAAAGAUGGCAGCAGCGAGAGAGGGGAAAAAGAUGCCAGUAAAAUCACCACGUACCCUCCCGGGGCCGUUCGCUUCGACUGCGAGCUACGAGCUGUGCAGGUCAGCUGUGGCUUCCAUCACUCCGUGGUACUGAUGGAGAACGGAGACGUCUAUACCUUUGGCUACGGCCAGCACGGUCAGCUGGGACACGGUGACGUCAACUCCAGGGGGUCUCCCACUCUGGUGCAAGCUCUUCCGGGGCCCAGCAUUCAGGUGACGGCCGGCAGUAAUCACACUGCAGUUCUCCUUGUGGACGGCCAAGUGUUCACGUUUGGAAGCUUUUCGAAAGGACAGCUUGGCAGGCCAAUUUUGGAUAUGCCGUAUUGGAAUGCCAAGCCCUCGCCCAUGCCCAACAUCGGCGCCAAGUACGGCCGCAAAGCCACGUGGAUCGGCGCGAGCGGUGACCAGACCUUCCUGAGGAUCGAUGAAGCUCUAAUCAACUCCCACGUUCUAGCCACUUCGGAGAUUUUCGCCAGCAAACACAUCAUCGGGUUGGUGCCCACUUCUUUAUCUGAACCUCCUCCCUUCAAAUGUCUGCUGAUCAACAAAAUGGACGGGAGCUGUCGGACCUUCAACGACUCGGAGCAGGAGGACCUUCAAGGCUUCGGCCUGUGUCUGGACCCGGUGUAUGAUGUCAUCUGGAGGUUCUUGCCAGCUACGAGGGAGAUGUGGUGCUACAACGCGGUGAUUGCAGAUGCCCGCGUCCCCUCGGUGCCAGACCUCCAGUCACGCUGCAGUAUUCUCAGCCCCGAGUUGGCAUUGCCCUCGGGCUCCAAUGCCACCACCACCCGCUCUCAUGGAGCUCUGCACAUCCUGGGUUGUCUAGACACACUGGCAGCCAUGCAGGAGCUGAAGAUGGGUGUAGCCAGCACCGAGGAGGAAACUCAGGCGGUGCUUAAGGUCUAUUCCAAAGAGGACUACAGCGUGGUCAACCGCUUUGAGAGUCAUGGUGGAGGCUGGGGCUACUCCGCCCACUCGGUGGAGGCCAUCCGUUUCUGCGCCGACGCCGACAUCCUGCUGGGGGGUCUUGGCCUGUUUGGUGGUCGUGGCGAAUACACAGCAAAGAUCAAGCUGUUUGAACUGGGCCCUGAUGGGGGAGACCAUGAGACAGAUGGUGACCUGUUGGCUGAGACGGAUGUUCUGGCCUAUGACUGUGCUGCUCGGGAGAAGUACGCUAUGAUGUUUGAUGAACCCGUGCUGUUGCAGUCGGGCUGGUGGUAUGUGGCUUGGGCCCGAGUGUCUGGUCCCAGCAGUGACUGUGGCUCCCACGGGCAGGCAACCAUCACCACUGAUGAUGGUGUGGUUUUCCAAUUUAAGAGCUCCAAGAAAUCAAACAAUGGUACAGAUGUGAACGCAGGUCAAAUACCUCAGUUGUUGUACAGAUUACCAUCAAACGACGGAAACGCAGCCAAAGGCAAACAGCAGACGAGCGAGCCUGUUCACAUUCUCAAACGCUCUUUUGCCAGGACUGUAUCGGUGGAGUGUUUUGAGUCUCUGUUAAGUAUCUUGCACUGGAGCUGGACCACGCUGGUGUUGGGAGUGGAAGAGCUGCGUGGUCUGAAGGGUUUCCAGUACACGGCCACCUUACUAGACCUGGAACGCCUUCGCUUUGUGGGCACCUGUUGCUUGCGCUUGCUCCGAGUCUACAUCUGCGAGAUCUUCCCCAUUUCAGCCAGCACCAAGGCCGUGGUGGAGGAGUCCAGCAAACUGGCAGAGUGCGUUGGUAAAACACGCAGCCUCUUGAAGAAGAUCUUGUCAGAGGGCAUGGACAACUGCCUAACCAAGCUGGACAAUGAUCCUCAAGGUUAUCUAAGUCAGCCUCUGACUCUGCUGGAGGCUGUGCUGCAAGAGUGUCACAACACCUUCACCGCCUGCUUCCACUCUUUCUACCCUACACCUGCACUGCAGUGGGCCUGUCUCUGUGACUUACUCAACUGCCUCGACCAGGACAUCCAAGAGGCAAACUUCCGCACAUCCAGCAGCCGGCUGUUGGCUGCAGUGAUGUCGGCGCUGUGUAACACCUCGGUCAAACUGACCUCCAUCCUGCCCAUCGCCUAUGACGGAGAGGUGCUGCUACGCUCGCUGGUCAAGCAAGUCAGCACCGAGAACGACUCAGCCCUCGCUCACCGCUUCCCCUUGCUAGUGGCACACAUGGAGAAAUUAAGCCAUACUGAGGAGAAUCUGAUGGGCAUGACUAGUUUCCGGGAGGUUCUGGAGAAGAUGCUGGUGAUUGUGGUGUUGCCAGUCAGGAAAAGCUUGAGAAAAGAGGUGGAGCUGUUUUCUCCUCAUCUAGUGUCCAACACCUGUGGCCUGCUGGCCAGCAUCGUCAGUGAGCUCACUGCCUCAGCACUGGGCUCUGAGGUGGAUGGAUUGAACUCCCUGCAUUCUGUCAAGUCGACCCCAAACCGCUUCACAAAGACCAGUCAAGGCCGUAGCUGGAACACAGGCAACGGCUCCCCUGAUGCAAUCUGUUUCACUGUGGACAAGCCUGGUGUGGUUUUAGUUGGCUUCUGUGUCUAUGGGGGAGGAGGUAUCCAUGAGUACGAGCUGGAGGUGCUCGCUGAUGAUACAGAGCACCCUGGAGACUCAGCCCACUCCCACAGGUGGACGUCCCUGGAACUUGUGAAAGGCACCUACAGCACCGAUGACUCCCCCAGUGACAUUGCGGAGAUUAGGCUGGACAAAGCCGUGCCUCUUAAGGAGAGUGUGAAGUAUGCCGUGCGCCUGCGUAACUACGGCAGCCGCACAGCCAAUGGGGAUGGUGGGAUGACCACAGUGCAGUGCCCCGACGGCGUGACAUUCACCUUUAGUACUUGCAGCUUGAGCAGUAACGGCACCAACCAGACCAGAGGCCAGAUCCCACAGAUACUCUACUACAGGAGUGAAUAUGAUGGAGACCUCCAGUCCCAACUCCUCAGCAAAGCCAAUGAGGAGGAUAAGAACUGUAGCCGGGCUUUGUCCGUGGUCAGCGCUGUGGUCAGAGCUGCCAAAGAUUUGUUGCACAGGGCCUUUGCGGUGGAUGCCGAAGACAUUCCAGAGCUGCUGAGCUCCUCCAGUUUGUUCUCCAUGCUGCUCCCGCUCAUACUGGCCUACAUCGGCCCUGUGGCGGCCUCGGUGCCCAAGGCGGCAGUUGAGGUGUUUGGCUUGGUCCAGGACCUUCUCCCUGCUGUCUCGGCUCUGAACCAGAAGUAUGCCCCGCCUGCUUUCAACCCCAACCAAUCCACUGACAGCACUACUGGCAACCAGCCUGAACAGGGCCUAUCAGCCUGCACUACAUCCAACCAUUAUUCAGUCAUCGAGAGUGAUCACCCCUACAAGCAGGCUGGUGUCACCCAGUACAAGGUCUCCUUCCCUGACUGUGUCCGUUGGAUGACAAUAGAAUUUGACCCUCAGUGUGGCACAGCCCAGCCGGAGGAUGUGCUACGUCUGCUCAUCCCUAGCCGUUCUCUGAACUACUCCAGUCUGGGUUCGAAACCUCUGGCCCACGAAACCAUCAACUCCUGGACAGAGCUCAAGAAAUUCUCCGGCUCCAGUGGUUGGCCCACUGCUGUGCUGGUGCUUCCAGGAAAUGAAGCCCUCUUUUCCUUGGAGACUGCAUCAGAUUAUGUGAAAGAUGAGAAAGCCUGUUUUUAUGGGUUCAAAUGUGUGGCCGUGGGCUAUGAAUUCAACCCUGGCCCUGAUGAGGGCAUUAUUCAGCUGGAGAAGGAGCUAGCUUAUCUUGGGAGUGUGUGUGCUGCUGCUCUUAUGAAAAAGGACUUGGCUCUUCCCAUUGGGAAUGAGUUGGAGGAAGAUCUUGAGAUUCUUGAAGAGGCCUCACUCCAGGUGUGUAAGACUCACUCAGGGCUUCUGGGGAAGGGUCUGGCGCUCUCUCAUUCUCCCACCAUUAUGGAAGCUCUGGAGGGAAACCUGCCUCUUCACCUGCAGAGCAAUGAGCACUCCUUCUUGGAGGACUUCAUCACCUGUGUGCAGAACUCCAGCGGAGGCCGACUUGCAAGGUGGUUGCAGCCAGAUUCGUAUGCAGACCCCCAGAAAACCUCUCUCAUCCUGAACAAAGACGACAUCCGCUGUGGCUGGCCCACCACUGUGGUUGUUCAGACCAAAGACCAGUAUGGAGAUGUAGUACAUGUACCCAACAUGAAGGUGGAGGUGAAGGCCGUGCCAGUGUCUCAGAAGAAGUCCAUCCAGCAGGAGAACAUGAGGAAGUUACAACGCCUCCCUGGAAGCUCCGCCACCUCUGGAACUGACCUCACCUUUGGCGGCCUGCCCACGCCCAAACUGGAGGCCACUUACGAGCCCAUGAUAAUUAAAGAAGCCCGCUACAUCGCCAUCACCAUGAUGAAGGCAUAUGAGAACUACUCCUUUGAGGAGCUGCGGUUUGCUUCGCCUACUCCAAAGAGGCCCAGUGAAAACAUGCUCAUCCGUGCCAACACAGACGGCACAUACAGUGCCAACUGGACACCUGGAGCUGUUGGGCUCUACACUAUUCAUGUGACCAUAGAUGGCAUUGAGAUCGAUGCAGGCUUAGAGGUGGAGGUCAAAGACCCACCCAAAGGGAUGAUCCCCCCAGGCACACAGAUGGUGAAACCCAAAGCGGAGCCACAGCCAAGCAAGGUGCGCAAAUUUGUGGCCAAGGACAGCGCAGGGCUGCGCGUGCGUAGUCACCCCUCUCUGCAGAGCGAACAGAUAGGCAUAGUCCAAGUCAAUGGCACCAUCACUUUCAUUGAUGAGAUCCACAAUGAUGAUGGUGUGUGGCUCAGACUGAAUGAUGAGACAGUAAAGAAGUAUGUUCCCAACAUGAAUGGGUACACUGAAGCCUGGUGCCUCUCUUUUAACCAGCAUCUGGGCAGAAGCCUUCUGGUCCCUGUUGACGAGGCCAGGCCACACUCGGAUGAGUAUUUAAAGGAGGCCAAUGGCCGCCCGUCUCAUGAGGCGCCCAUGCGUGAGCACAAGAGGGCGGGCGGGGGUGGCGGACCAGGUCUUUAUAAGGUAGUGAAGACGGGACCCUCGGGUCACAACAUCAGAAGCUGCCCAAACCUUAGGGGUAUCCCCAUUGGAAUGUUAGUACUGGGGAACAAGGUCAAGGCGGUAGGCGAGGUGGUCAACCAGGAGGGGACAUGGGUGCAGCUGGAUAAGAACAGCGUGUUGGAGUUCUGUGAAAGCGAUGAGGGUGAAGCUUGGUCUCUGGCCAGAGACAGAGGGGGAAACCAGUACCUCCGACAUGAGGAAGAGCACGCUAUCCUAGAACAUGGAGCCCACACUCCUCCCCCCAGCCCAUUCUCAGUGCAGGCCUUCAGUAGGGCCAUGGGCAGCAAUGGGGCCCAGGGCUUUGAUUACGGCAUCUCCAACAACAAAGGUGAUAGAGGGAAUUUGGCAGGGCGAUCCAUAUCUCCAGCGACAAAGCACCGUCAGGAGAGCCGCUCGCCGAAACCUGAAGGUCGCAACAGUCGAGUUGGUGACGCCGCCAAAACCAAGACCAAUGACAGCCUUUCUGCCAGUGAGGCCCUUAUCCUGAAGUCAGAUACAGCUAAACUGCGCUCUGAUUCCCAUGGUCGCUCACACUCUCCAAACCACAACACCCUGCAGGCCUUGAAGGCUGACGGCAGGACCUCAGGCCUCAGGGCUGAGUCUCCUAACCCAGGCUCCCGUUCUUCCUCGCCCAAACAAAAGAGCCUCACCUCAGGCAGGUCCAGCCCCUCCAGCACCGGCUCCCCACGCUCUUCCUCUCCCCAAGACAAGAAUCUACCUCCCAAAGUCAGCCCUUCAUCAAAGGUCCAUCUGGACCCUCCACGGGAAAGGUCCAAAUCUGACUCCUACACCCUGGAUCCUGACACUUUGAGGAAGAAAAAAGUACCCCUCACAGAGCCUCUAAGGGGCAGGUCCACCUCGCCUAAACCAAAACUUCCUCCGAAAGAAGCAAAAGGGGGUAGCAGUAAUUCAGAAAACCGAGCUCCCUCUCCCCAUGUGAUUGAGGAAAACCUCCACAUUGAAGUGGUGGAGGUGUGCACCUCCAGUGCCCUGCUCACCAACGAUGGAGGCAAUGAUGAAAAUGCUGAGCUGCGCAAUGCUGAGGAGGGCUCCUCCAAAGUACACUUUAGCAUCGGUAAGGCCCCAGUCAAAGAGGAGCUGGAAAGCCGCUCCUCGCCCAAAGUGAGCCGCAAGACGUCUAGCAGGCACGUGCGGCCAAAGAAAGAUAAAUCGGGGCCGCUCUUCAAAGGUGAGAGCAUGCGGCUCACUGAGCCUGCCAAACAGGCCAUGUCACCCUCAGUAGCGGAGUGUGCCCGCGCUGUCUUCGCAGCCUUCCUUUGGCAUGAGGGUAUAGUGCAUGAUGCUAUGGCCUGCUCCUCCUUCCUUAAGUUCAACCCAGAGUUGACCAAAGAGCACGCCCCCAUCCGCAGCUCGCUCAGCUGCCAACAGGGUCUGGAAGAGAAGGAAAGCAAGCUGAAGAAUCGCCACUCGCUGGAGAUCUCCUCAGCCCUCAACAUGUUCAACAUCUCGCCCCAUGGGCCUGACAUCUCCAAGAUGGGCAGCAUCAACAAGAAUAAAGUGCUCUCCAUGCUGAAAGAACCACCGCUGCCAGAGAAGUGUGAAGACGGCAAAGGAGAUGCCGUCUCCUACGAGAUGACCAGUCAAUCCUCAAUGAGGUCCAAGUCCAUCCUGCCCCUCACACUCCAGCACUUGGUGGCUUUCUGGGAGGAUAUCUCUAUGGCAACCAUUAAAGCAGCCACACAGAACAUGAUCUUCCCCAGUCCAGGGUCCAGUGCUAUUCUCAAGAAGAAAGAGAGUGAGAAGGACAGCAAGAAAGCCAAGAAGGAGAAAAAGAAGAAGGAGAAGGCAGAGGUGCGACCACGGGGAAAUUUGUUCGGGGAGAUGGCACAGUUGGCCAUGGGAGGCCCAGAGAAGGACACCAUCUGUGAGCUGUGUGGGGAGUCUCAUCCAUAUCCCGUCACCUACCACAUGAGGCAAGCCCAUCCAGGCUGUGGCCGUUAUGCUGGCGGUCAGGGCUAUAACAGCAUCGGACACUUCUGUGGAGGAUGGGCAGGUAAUUGUGGUGAUGGAGGUAUAGGAGGAAGCACCUGGUACCUGGUAUGUGACCGAUGCAGGGAGAAGUAUCUGAGAGAGAAACAAACAGCUGCUAGGGAGAAGGUGAAACAGUCCAGAAAGAAACCCUUGCAGGUGAAAACGCCACGGGCACUGCCUACCAUGGAAGCUCACCAGGUGAUCCGUGCCAAUGCCCUGUUCCUGUUGUCCCUGAGCAGUGCUGCUGAGCCCAGCAUGCUGUGCCACCACCCGCCCAAGCCAGUUCAUGCCCAUCUCCCCAGUCUAAAAGAAGGGGUGUCUGAGGAGUUGCCAAACAAGAUUGGCUGCCUCUACUUACAGACCUUGGCUCGGCAACACACAGAGAACUUUGGGCCCUACCAGGAUGAUAACCUGUUUCAGGAUGAGAUGCGUUACCUGAGGUCAACUUCUGUUCCGGCUCCCUAUAUAUCAGUCACCCCAGAUGCCUGUCCCAAUGUUUUUGAGGAACCUGAGAGCAACAUGAAGUCCAUGCCCCCCAGUUUGGAGACCAGCCCCAUCACGGACAGCGACACAGCCAAGCGGACAGUGUUCCAGCGCUCAUACUCAGUGGUGGCCUCUGAAUAUGACAAGCAGCACUCUGCCUCUCCAGCAAGAGUGAAGGCUGUGCCCAGGCGACGUGUCCACAGUGGGGACGCUGAAGUAGGCUCGUCUCUUCUCCGCCACCCAUCUCCAGAGCUGUCCCGUCUGAUCUCUGCCCAUGGCUCUCUCAGUAAGGGUGAAAGAAACUUCCAGUGGCCAGUUCUGGCCUUUGUCAUUCAGCAUCAUGACCUGGAGGGUCUGGAGGUGGCUAUGAAACAUGCGCUACGCAAGUCAGCUUGCAGGGUCUUUGCAAUGGAGGCUUUUAACUGGCUGCUCUGCAAUGUAAUUCAGACCACCUGCCUCCAUGACAUCCUGUGGCACUUUGUGGCCUCUCUGACCCCAUCUCCCUUUGAGCCUGAGGAAGAGGAAGAUGAAGAACACAAAGGAAAUAAGGAGAAUGUAGAGCAGGAGAAGGAUUUUGGUGUAUGUGAGCACCCUCUUUCUGACAUUGUCAUUGCUGGUGAGGCUGCUCACCCUCUCCCUCACACCUUCCACCGUCUGCUCCAAACCAUCUCUGACCUCAUGAUGUCCCUGCCCAGUGGCAGCUCUCUCCAGCAGAUGGCUCUGAGGUGUUGGAGCCUUAAGUUCAAACAGUCAGAUCACCAGUUCCUACAUCAGAGUAACGUCUUUCACCACAUUAACAACAUCCUGUCCAAGUCAGAUGAUGGGGACAGUGAGGAGAGCUUUAACAUCAGUGUGCAGUCGGGAUAUGAAGCCAUUAAUCAGGAGCUGUGUUUGGUGACCUGCCUGAAGGAUCUGACUAGUGUGAUGGACAUAAAAACAUCCAGCAGGCCAGCAAUGAUUGGCAGCCUGACUGACGGCUCUACAGAGACGUUCUGGGAGUCAGGGGAUGAGGACAAAAACAAAACCAAGAGCAUCACUAUUAGCUGUGUGAAAGGCAUCAACGCAUCUUAUGUGUCUGUGCAUGUGGACAACUCCCGGGACAUUGGAAACAAAGUGACAUCCAUUACGUUCCUCUGUGGAAAGGCUUUGGAAGACCUCUGCAGAAUUAAACAGGUUGACCUGGACUCAAGACACAUGGGUUGGGUGACCAGUGAGUUGCCUGGAGGGGACCACCACGUGGUUAAGAUCGAGCUGAAGGGACCAGAAAACACUCUGCGGGUACGGCAGGUCAAAGUGCUGGGCUGGAAGGAAGGCGAGAGCAUCAAGAUCGCCGGACAGAUCUCAGCCAGCGUGGCCCAGCAGAAGAACUGUGAGGCCGAGACUCUGCGUGUGUUCCGCCUCAUCACCUCACAGGUGUUUGGGAAGCUGAUUUGUGGGGAUGCUGAGCCCACUCCAGAGCAGGAGGAGAAGAAUCUGCUGUCCUCUCCAGAGGGUGAGGACAAGGUCAGUAUUGCUCCAUCAGAUGCAGAUUUGAAGGAGCACAUGGUUGGCAUCAUAUUCAGCAGGAGCAAACUGACCAACUUACAGAAACAGGUAUGCGCCCACAUCGUCCAAGCAAUUCGUAUGGAGGCUACGCGUGUGCGUGAGGAAUGGGAGCACGCCAUCUCCAGCAAGGAGAAUGCAAACUCCCAACCCAAUGAUGACGACGCCUCCUCAGAUGCAUACUGCUUUGAGUUGCUGUCCAUGGUGUUGGCACUGAGUGGGUCAAAUGUGGGACGACAGUAUCUGGCCCAGCAACUCACCCUGCUGCAGGAUCUCUUCUCCCUGCUCCACACAGCCUCACCUCGCGUCCAGAGACAGGUGACAUCACUCCUCAGACGUGUGCUUCCCGAGGUGACCCCUGUGCGGCUGGCCAGCAUCAUAGGAGUGAAAGCCCUGCCGCCAGCCGACAUCAGUGACAUCAUCCAUUCCACAGAGAAGGGUGACUGGAACAAACUGGGCAUUCUGGACAUGUUCUUGGGCUGUAUUGCGAAGGCACUCACUGUUCAGCUGAAGGCCAAGGGCACCACUAUUGUGGGAACAGCUGGCACGGCUGCUGGCAAAGGAGUAACAACAGUCACUCUGCCCAUGAUCUUCAACUCCAGCUAUAUUCGGCGUGGGGAGAGUCACUGGUGGAUGAAGGGCUCCACUCCUCCUCAGAUUGCUGAGAUCAUCAUUAAGCUGGUCAAAGACAUGGCUGCUGGGCAUCUGUCAGAUGCCUGGUCCAGGGUGACCAAAAAUGCCAUUGCUGAAACCAUCAUCGCUCUCACUAAGAUGGAAGAGGAGCACCGCUCACCUGUGCGCUGCAUUGCCACCACCCGGCUCUGGUUAGCUCUGGCCUCUCUCUGUGUGCUGGAUCAGGACCAUGUUGACCGACUGUCCUCAGGCCGCUGGAUGGGCAAGGAUGGGCAGCAGAAACAGAUGCCUAUGUGUGAUAACCACGACGACGGCGAGACCGCAGCCAUCAUCCUGUGUAACAUGUGUGGAAAUCUCUGUACAGACUGCGACCGUUUCCUCCAUCUGCACCGGCGCACUCGUUCUCACCAGAGACAGGUCUUCAAGGAGGAGGAAGAGGCCAUUAAGGUAGACCUGCAUGAAGGCUGUGGAAGAACCAAGCUGUUUUGGCUCAUGGCGCUGGCUGAUUCCAAAACCAUGAAAGCUAUGGUGGAGUUCCGAGAACAUACAGGUAAACCGGCGUCCAGCAGCUCAGACGCCUGCCGGUUCUGUGGCACCAGGAAUGGCACAGAGCUCUCUGCAGUAGGCAGUGUGUGCUCAGACCCUGAUUGUCAGGAGUACGCGAAGCUGGCCUGUAGUAAGACCCAUGCCUGCGGCCAUCCCUGCGGCGGCGUGAAGAACGAGGAGAUAUGUCUGCCCUGCCUACAUGGCUGUGACAAGAACACCGGCUGUCUGAAGCAGGACGCUGAUGACAUGUGUAUGAUCUGCUUCACUGAGGCUCUGUCUGCUGCCCCUGCUGUGCAGUUGGACUGCAGCCACGUGUUCCACCUUCAGUGCACACGCAGGGUCCUAGAGAACCGCUGGCUUGGGCCCAGGAUAACCUUUGGGUUUAUGUCCUGCCCCAUUUGUAAGAACAAAAUUAACCAUUCGGUGAUAAAAGAUCUACUCGAUCCCAUCAAAGAGCUAUAUGAAGAUGUUAGGAGAAAAGCUCUAAUGAGACUUGAGUAUGAAGGUCUGCAUAAGAGUGAGGCCAUAACAACUCCUGGAGCUCGUUUCCACAACGACCCAGCUGGAUUCGCCAUGAAUAGAUAUGCGUACUAUGUCUGCUACAAGUGCAAGAAGGCUUACUUUGGCGGAGAGGCUCGCUGUGAUGCGGAGGCAGGACAAGGGGACGACUAUGAUCCCAGUGAACUUAUUUGUGGAGCAUGCUCAGAUGUGUCCAGAGCUCAGAUGUGCUCUAAACACGGGACUGAUUUCCUGGAGUAUAAAUGCCGUUACUGCUGCUCAGUGGCUGUUUUCUUCUGCUUCGGGACCACACACUUCUGCAACGCCUGUCAUGAUGACUUUCAGAGGAUGACCAGUGUCCCUAAAGAGGAGCUGCCUCAUUGCCCUGCUGGUCCUAAAGGUAAACAGCUGGAGGGGAGUGAAUGUCCCCUGCAUGUGGUGCACCCUCCCACUGGAGAGGAAUUUGCCUUGGGCUGUGGGGUGUGCAGAAAUGCCCAUACAUUCUGAACGGCAGGAUCUUGUCAGAGUCCCUAUCUGAAUUCCCAUUCAUCCACUCCGCUGUGACUGCAGACUACUGCUUUAGCCCAGUCUGAGCAUGGGCUCACCGGAAACAUCCGGCUCUUCAGAAGAGGUGAAAGGUCUCUGUGCACCAGAGUCCAGCUUCUGUCUGGAUUCUGAGGAAAACCCAGAAAAAAAAAAAAAAGAAAACAAACAAAAAAAACCUUUGUGACGUGUUUGCAUGCGGCCGUCGUAACCCUCGGCUCCCAUAAACAAUGCGCACCUCCCAAAAAUCACUGAAAGUGUAUCAAAUGUAUUGAAGAUUAAAUUUGAGUUAAAGUAAACUACUCAUGACAGCUGUGGAUGAACUUGGUGUAAAAAAGUAAAAUCCCAUGAGAAGUCAUAUUUCCAGCUUCCUAAAAUUGAAUUUAAAUGAUAUUGUUGUAUGUAAACUGACUUUUUUUUUUUUUCGUAAUCUUGUACAGUAUUCUCCACUGUAGAGCGCAUCAUGGUUUGACGGAAAGUGAAAAAAAAAAUACAUUCUUCUGAGGUUAUCUAAAAGAACCGUUAAGAAUGUUAUGUCUGAGAGGAAAAUAGUGUACGAUUUAUCUAAUCUUGUAUAUAAUGAUAGUAUCCAAAAUAGGUGUAUUCCAACGUUGCUACUCAACACUUCAGUUUUGUUUGAUAUUCUGGGUUAUGUUUUGAGCCAGAUCUUUUAAUGAAGUGCAAUACUGGGUGUGCCUCCUUAUCUUGCAGCUGUAAACAUAUGGAAUGUAUGUCAAUAAAGCCACUGUACAUUUUUAUACAGUGAUAAAUGCUGUUGUUUUCCCCCCUGGCAAAAUGUUACACCAUCUUUGUGCUUAGAAGAUGUCUGAAGGUUGAUGUGAAUCCCUUUUCAGCUCCACACUGGAAUAAUGUGGUACAAACCCCAUUUUGUCUUUUUAAAAACAUUAAAGGUGAGUAUGUUAUACCCCUGUAAUGUAAGGACUGAACACAUAAAUACUUUGAGGCCAGCCCUCGCACCAAAAAAAAAAAAAGAUCAAAAAGAAACUUAAAAUGAGAAUCAGUGAUGAUCCUCUUUUAGGAGGUUUGGGAAUAUGGGAGGGGGUUGGGAUAAGGGUAUGAGAAACAGCUGCUCUAAUAGAACAAAAUGUAAGUACGUGUGAACCUGCUCUGUAAUAUCUGUGGUGGAUGAAGUUGAAAUGGUAAUAAACCAGGUUCU